Molecule: messenger RNA, 534 nt
Organism: Quercus robur (English oak)
Lineage: Eukaryota; Viridiplantae; Streptophyta; Magnoliopsida; Fagales; Fagaceae
Exons: 4
Coding region: 1-432 (143 amino acids)
Biological process (GO): SRP-dependent cotranslational protein targeting to membrane
Cellular component (GO): signal recognition particle, endoplasmic reticulum targeting
Molecular function (GO): 7S RNA binding; endoplasmic reticulum signal sequence receptor activity; signal recognition particle binding
Source: RefSeq, a predicted model, not a curated record
AUGACUCAUGAUAAGGUCAGUGCAGGGAAUGCCGAAAAUGUGAAAGAUGACUUAAAUGGUCUUGACAAAGCCGUUAGUGCUGUUUUAGGACAAAGAACCAUUGAGCGCAACCAAUGUUGUGUGACGAGUGCAACAGGGAUCAAGGAGGAGGUGAAGGCUCCAGAGAAUCUCUCAAAAAGAGUCUCUAAUUUGUCGUUAACAGGAGCCGACAAGAAGUUGGAGAAAUACCUUCUCGAGAAACUCGACAGCUACGAGUCUGCAGUCGGUGAUUCAAAUGUCAAGGGUGUUUCGCGCAUUGAAGUUUUCCCUCCUGCAUUUCAAGCAAUCCCUCGGAAUCCUAUUGUUCUAGACCUUGCCUAUAAUUUUAUUGAGUUCCCAUCUCUUGAAAGUAGGAUGAAGAAAGAGAAGAAGGGCUUCCUAAGGCUAUGGUGACGAAUUUUCUUGCAUGUCAAAUUUGAGGAAUUCUUGUAACUGUAUUUAGAGCCUUUGCAUGCGUUCAGAUUUUGUUCAUUUUUUAUUUUCUUUUCUUAAUUU